Exophiala xenobiotica is the source of this 1737-nucleotide messenger RNA. RefSeq lists its product as uncharacterized. The coding region runs from base 1 to 1662 and encodes 553 amino acids. The transcript has 5 exons. The record is from RefSeq and is a predicted model, not a curated record. Lineage: Eukaryota; Fungi; Ascomycota; Eurotiomycetes; Chaetothyriales; Herpotrichiellaceae. Gene Ontology annotation, biological process: secondary metabolic process. Gene Ontology annotation, molecular function: CoA-ligase activity.
AUGCCAUUACUUGCAGAGAAAAUGGUCCCGAUACCCAACAAAGAUCUAUUGUCAUGGACGUUUGAUGAUUCCAAAUACGAUCCUAACAAACCAAUUUAUGUCGACGCAGCUGAUCCGACACGAUCGAUAUCUGCAGCACAAGCGAAACUGCUGAUUCGGAAACUAGCAGUAGGAUUCCACGCCGUCGGGGUCCGUCAUGGCGACUGCGUAUGCGUGCAUGCCUUCAACGACAUAUACUAUCCCAUCUUGUUCCUUGGUAUCAUUGCCGCGGGUGCCGUCUUCGUGGGAUCCAACCCAGCCUACACUUCGUCUGAACUGACCCACCACUUUGGCACAUCCCAAGGACGAUUCAUUCUCACAGAUCCGACCUAUCUUGACCCAAUCUUGCAGGCCAGCCAGAAUUGCAAGAUCCCUAGAACAAAUGUCUUCAUCUUCGAUCCCCGGGGAGGAGAUGACAAGCGAGACAUGGCCCCGAGAUCUCGAGAUUGGACAUGGCUGCUGGACCAUGGUGAAAGAGACUGGCAUCGUUUCGACGACGAAGCCGUUUCCCGAACCACAACCGCAGCAAGACUCUUCAGCAGUGGCACAACGGGACUUCCCAAAGCCGCGUCGAUCUCUCACUAUAAUCUCGUUGCCCAGCACACGCUCGUUUUCGACUUCAACCCCGUUCCUUACAAGGUUCGUCACGCAUCGUUCUUGGCGUAUCUUCCACUGUUCCAUGCAGCCAUGACACCCUUUGCGCUUGUCGCGCCGUUACGGGCUGGUCAAGUUACGUACGUGCUGAAAAGGUUUGAAAUUGAGGCUUUGCUCCGGUCAAUCCAUCGGUAUCAGAUCACCGACAUUGUAUUCGUUCCUCCCGUCGUAGUCGCCAUCCUCAAAUCCUCUUUGGCCCAAAGGUUUCCUCUCAAGUCGCUGAAGAACGCCAUGAGUGGAGCGGGGCCUCUCGAUCGACAAAACCAAUCUGCGCUGCAGCAAUUACUCGCGCCAGAUGCAGCUCUGAACCAGGUCUGGGGCAUGACGGAAACGACGUGUGUGGCAUCGAAAUUUUACUACCCGGAACAGGAUGACACGGGUAGCGUGGGCUAUAUGAUGCCAAACAUAGACGUCAAGGUUGUUGACGAUGAUGGAAAGGAUGUGACCGGCGCUGAAAAACCUGGUGAAAUGUGCAUUCGUGGUCCUACCGUUAUAAGCGAAUAUUUUCAAAACGCCAGGGCCACGGCGGAAUCCUUCGACAGCCAAGGCUAUUUCAAAACAGGAGAUAUCAUGUAUCGUUCCUCGGCGAGCAAGAAAUGGUAUGUCGUAGACCGAAAGAAGGAAUUGAUCAAGGUGCGCGGGUUCCAGGUUUCGCCGGCCGAGAUCGAAGGCGUCCUGCUUACGCACCCGGCCGUGGCGGAUGCAGCGGUCAUCGGCAUCAAAGACGACAACGAUGCGACCGUGGGACUGCCGAGGGCAUAUGUGGUGAAGAGGGAUGGUGGUACCGCAGAGUUGAGCAAGAAAGAGCUCAUAUUAUUCUGCGGCGAGAGGCUGGCCAAGUACAAAGCACUGACAGGCGGAAUCUACUUCGUUAACGUCAUACCGCGGAACGCUGCUGGCAAGGCCUUGAAACGGAUCUUGCGUGAAACGACUCAGCGCGGAGGUCGACCUCGAGACCAGAGACUGUGAGCUGCAAGAGGAGGAUGAGUGAUUGUGCAAGAACAGAGUGGACACUGUACGUAGACUCUGGGUAGAAGAUCGGAG